AUGCUGCCCAUUCGCACCUUCGCUCGACCUCUGCGCUCGACCUUGACAAGGCAAACUUCCUUUGCGCAUCGCCAGACCGUUGUUCUCCCCAGCCGCAUCGCCGUCGCCGCCGCCACACGUCUCGCAAGCUCUUGCUGCAACGGCUCCCAUCAUUCUUACCCGCCUGCGACACCGAAAACCAAAAUCAUGGCUGGCGCUACCCCCAAGGAGGUUGAGCAGUACCUCAAGCAGUCCCACGACCGCAUCUUUGAAAACAACCGCAAGUGGGCUGCUCAGAAGAAGGAGCAGGAUCCGGGCUACUUUGUCAGCCUCAGCGCCGGCCAGUCCCCCAACUACCUUUGGAUCGGAUGCAGUGACUCUCGUAUCCCCGCCGAGCAGAUUACUGGUCUGGAGCCCGGCGAGACCUUUGUCCACCGCAAUAUUGCCAAUCUCGUCGUCAACACCGAUCUCAAUGUCAUGAGCGUCAUUAACUAUGCCGUCCGACAUCUCGGCGUCAAGCACAUUGUUGUCUGCGGCCACUACGGCUGCGGUGGUGUCAAAGCUGCCAUGACUCCCAAAGACCUUGGAAUUCUCAACCCUUGGCUUCGUAACAUCCGCGACGUCUACCGUCUGCACGAGGAAGAGCUCGAUGCCAUUACCGAUGAGGAGAAGCGUUAUAACCGCCUCGUCGAACUGAACGUUGUCGAGCAGUGCCGCAACGUCAUCAAGACAGCCGCCGUUCAGCAGUCCUACAAGAAGAACAGCUAUCCCAUCGUCCACGGCUGGGUCUUUGGUUUCAGUGACGGUCUCCUCACUGAUCUCGAGAUUAACUUUGAGGAGAUGCUUGACAAGGUCCAGAAGAUCUACAACCUUGCCGAUGAGUAA
Messenger RNA from Beauveria bassiana ARSEF 2860, 864 nucleotides. RefSeq names its product carbonic anhydrase. The transcript has a single exon. Gene Ontology annotation, biological process: cellular response to oxidative stress; carbon utilization; cellular response to carbon dioxide. Bases 1 to 864 code for a protein of 287 amino acids. Lineage: Eukaryota; Fungi; Ascomycota; Sordariomycetes; Hypocreales; Cordycipitaceae. The record is from RefSeq and is a predicted model, not a curated record. Gene Ontology annotation, cellular component: cytoplasm. Gene Ontology annotation, molecular function: zinc ion binding; carbonate dehydratase activity.